UCGACAUGACGUCACAGUCAUUUCGCUGAGGAUUCACAACUUCCGGCUUGUUUAUUUCUCGAGCUCAGUCUUCGACAAGAUGGCGGAGUACGAGACUGUACAGAAAGGCUCGUUGAAAAUCAAAGGAGUUGGAAGUAUUUCAGCUAGUAAAAAGAAGAAGAAGAAGGACAAGGAGAAGAAGCGUUUGGAAAACCAGGCGAUGGCCACGUCAGCAGACGAGGAAACGACCAAGAAGACUUAUGUUGAUAAAAGAACACCGGCUCAACUCGCCUUCGACAAAAUCCAGGAGAAAAGACAAAUUGAAAGGAUUCUGAACAAAGCCUCCAAGACACACAAGCGCAGAGUUGAGGAGUUCAACCGACAUCUGGACACACUGACAGAGCAUUAUGACAUUCCGAAAGUCAGCUGGACCAAGUAACAUGGACAUCCCGUGGAUCAUCAGCACAACGAUGACGUUCAGCUGUUAAGGACUUGACAUUCUCUCACCUGCCAUUCAAAUCACUCUGUUUAAAGUCUACAGAUGCUGAAUAAUCCAUGUAGCUCUGUCCUGUUCACUCAGAAGUCAUUUAAAGUUUGAUUUGUUUUUGCAUUCUAAUAUUUCCUUAUGUACCUAAAAUGGAGUUUUCAUUUUGAGAAGAUUUCUGUGUGCAAAAUCCAAUAUUUAUACGUAACCCACUGGUUUUUAGUUUUGCGUUACCUGGUGAUAUGUUGUGAUAUUUCUUUCAUUAAAAUUAUAUACAAUUUA
This is a messenger RNA of Silurus meridionalis, 745 nucleotides long. RefSeq names its product family with sequence similarity 32 member A (gene fam32a). NCBI's taxonomy places the organism in Eukaryota, Metazoa, Chordata, Actinopteri, Siluriformes, Siluridae. The record is from RefSeq and is a predicted model, not a curated record. Gene Ontology annotation, cellular component: nucleolus. Bases 80 to 418 code for a protein of 112 amino acids. The transcript is spliced from 4 exons.